Messenger RNA from Dimorphilus gyrociliatus, 2323 nucleotides. The record is from the annotation of a GenBank genome assembly. Lineage: Eukaryota; Metazoa; Annelida; Polychaeta; Dinophilidae.
CAAAUAGUUUUAGGAGUUAUCGCUCCCCGUUUCAAACAUAUUAGAUUCCGAAAUAAUUUUUGAAAAAUAUUUUAAAUAGAACGUUAAAGUUUUACACAAAAAAUCCAGCAAGAUGAUGGAAUUAAAUUUAUCACGUCUUGAUUACCUGCAGACUGGAACGACUUCGCCAAAUAGUAUGCAACUACUACCAGCCACUGGAAAAAAAGAACAAACUAAUAAGGUGGCUGUUGCUGACCACAGCGGCGUCGUGCAAUGUUUUGGUAUAAAGAAAAAAGAGCUACAGAGCGUCUUUAAAACAUUACCAAGCCAAGUGAAAUUGACCAGAAUGGAGUUAGGUGGGCCUCCGGGUGGAAUCCGGGAUAGAAUCUUUGUUUGUGCCCACUCAGAGAUACGCGGUUUUUCUAAGAAAGGCAAACAAUUUUUAACCUUUGAAACGAACUUAACGGAUCCUAUUAAGGCAGUAUAUGUUGAAGGAGGAGAAUUACUAGUUGGCAGUAAUUAUAUCUAUAAUCGCUAUACUGAUUGCACGGAUAGUGCUUAUUAUUUAUGUCCAGAUAGAAUUUCAGACGUACUCUGUUUGCCCCCCGAUAAGACAGAUGGGUUGUUAUCCGUAGUUGCGUGCGAAGAUAAAAUGCUUAGAAUGAUCCAAGAUUCUGAAAUGAUCUAUGAAUUUGAAAUAGGAGGAUCACCAUCUACUACCAAGUUGUACGAAGGGACUGGAGGUGAAGAAGGUGAUGAGGUUAUUUAUGGAACUCGAGAUGGCAAACUUGGUUUGGCACAACUGUCUAGGUUGUUACCAAGUCAAAAAUGGGAAGUGUCCAACGAUAAACAACACGGGGGAAUUCUUUCAUUGGAUCACUACGACAUUUAUGCAGAUGGCAUUCAAGAGUUAAUUGUAUCAAGAGACGAUGGCAUGAUAGAAAUUUACGGUUACGACGAGAACGAUGAGCCAAUCUUAAGGCAUCAUCAAACAUUCGCCGAGAGCGUUACUUCAAUUCGAGGCGGUGUAGUAUCAGCACCGGGUUAUGAUGAAUUAGUCUGUACAACUUAUUCAGGAUGGGUAUCCAGUUUAACGACGGAACCUGAAAGUUCUUCUAAAAUUAAGACGUCUAUGCCUUCUACACCGGUUUCAUCCCAUUCAUCGGCCGAACCGGUAAAAGCCGAACAAUAUGUCGGCAUCAACCACGACACUUUAGAAAGAAUAGUUAGGAUUAAAGACGAAAUCGAAGAACUUCAGAAUAAGGUUGCUGUGGAGAGAGAGCGCUAUCAAUCCAUGGCAGCUCAAGGAAACUCGAUCUCUGCUGUUCCUCAUUUCCAAGUUAAUAACAAAUGGAGAUUGAGUAGAGCUGAUGCCAGCUACAUACUAAGUAUAGAGGUUCACACAGCAAUUGACUUCAUCCUACUUCAAAGCGACGUCCCAGUUGAUUUAUUAGACGUCGAUCGCAAUCAAGCAGUGGUUAGCUAUAGUGCUACUUCCGUGGAAGAUGGCAACUAUUUGUUGACAACUUAUAGAUGCCAAGCGAAUGCUACUAGAAUCGAAAUAAAAGUUCGCUCUAUAGAGGGUCAAUACGGACGUUUAACGGCCUAUAUUGCUCCACGUUUGCAUCCGAAAGUAUGCUGCGUAAAUGAAUUUCCUAUCAAACCCCUUUCACUUCACGAACGCACACAUAAAUGGGAUGAUACGAGACCUAGUAAUUCUCUAAGUUUGAGGGGACAAUUUUCGUUAGCUGAGGUUCAUUCGUGGAUCGCAUUUUGCCUACCCGAUGUUCCUGAUAGAGCACCUCCAGGAGAGAAAAUAACGAUGACAUUUGCUUCUACUUUCCUCAACACACAAUUAGAGUGUUGCUACUCAGCUGGAGAAGCAGUUUUUACGUCUGAUAGUGUUUCUACGAUUUCUAUCUUGAAAGACGUCUUAUCUAAGGAAGCAACUAAUAAGAAAAUUAGAUUGGAUAUGUCUUAUGAUAUUAGUGAUUCGUCUGUUCCCCAUGUACUUGAGCUUAUACAUCCACUUCUUGAGGAGCAGCUGACGCUUGCUAAGAAUGUACAACUCAUAGAUGCUCUGAAAGAUUUACAAGUUCAUGAGACAGAUGUGUCCUUCCUCUCAGAUGACUAUAAGGGUAUCCUUGAAAAUGCAGAUGAAUUGAAGGAAAAGUAUCAACGACAACCGUGCUAUCUUCAACGCUUAUAUGGAAUUAUAACUGAUCUGUUUAUUGACAAAUACAAGUUCAAGGGUCAAAAUUCAAAGAAUAAAGUUCCAGCUCUGAUGGAAGUAUUGGACAACUACUCACUGGAAUCUUUAAUUGCAUUUUUCUCAAGAAACUGA